AUGAACGGAGUGCCCCGUACGCUGACCAUCGCCGGCUCCGACUCGGGGGGCGGCGCAGGCAUCCAAGCGGACCUCAAGACGUUCCUGGCUUUGCAGACGUACGGAAUGUCGGUCGUCACGGCGCUCACGGCGCAGAAUACCAAAGGGGUGCAAGGCGUUCACGCGCCGAGCGCCGCGUUUGUGCGCCAGCAGUUUGAGUCGGUCGCAUCGGAUAUCCGCAUCGACGGCAUCAAGAUUGGCAUGCUCGCCAAUGCCGAGAUUGUGCGCGAGGUCGCCAGGUUCCUAGGCGAAUGGAAAAAGAGAAACACGACGCCGAUCGUGCUUGAUCCAGUCAUGGUGUCAACCUCGGGCUCGCUCUUGCUGUCGCACGACGCCGUGGCAAGCCUGAUUGACGACUUGUUUCCUCUGUGCAAUGUAGUGACGCCAAACCUGCUCGAGGCUGAGCAGAUCCUCAAGCAUGCGGGCCAGGAGGCGACAGAGGAAAGGGGCUUGGUGAAAAUGGUGCGGACUGCGCGCGACAUUGCGCAGCUCUCCGCGGCAAAUGUGCUCGUCAAAGGGGGCCACUGUGUCAUUGCACAGCAUGAACUGAACGACGCUCUGAAGCAGCUGGGCUUUCAGGGCAUCGUCCUUGGCACCGACGCGGAAGAUGCAAGCGCUUUCCGCGCAACCGAUACACCUUGCCACCGCGACACACAUGGCCUCGCGGCUCUUUCUACACGCACAGAACGCACGGAGCUAGGCGACAUGGCACAGAUUCUCGGCGCAUCCGUCUUUCAGCAGGAUAAUCUCGACCUGCUGCUCGUGCGCGAUCCCCGCGACGUGCGCGUCUUGCGCCGCAGCGCUCCGGACGAGCCGGACUUGUACACGGUCGACGUCUUGUACGAAGCAGCGUCGCAGCGUACGACCCUCUUUACCAAGCGCAACAUUCCGACCUCGGCGACGCACGGCACAGGAUGCACCCUGUCCUCGGCGAUCUGCGCAGCGCAUACACACGACACAUCCCUCCGUCGCGCCGUCGCACACGCCAUUCAGUUCAUGCAAGAGGCCCUGCAGAGCAGCAUCGAGGACCUUGGACAUGGGCCGGGGCCGUUGAACCACGGUGCGCACUCAGAGCCUCGGGGUGUGCCGCUGUGCACGCCGCGGUGCGAGACACCAUUGUCAACGCGCCUCAUUGCACGCUCGUGGCCGCUGUGGCACCUAUACACUCGCCACCCAUUUGCCGUGCGCAUGAGCGAGGGGCACCUGUCCAAAGCGGCGUUUGUGUGGUUCAUGCGGCAGGACUAUAUCUACUUGAAACACUACGCGCGCGUCUGGUCGGCGGCCGCUGCGGAUCCCACGAGCUCGCUCGAAGAUAUCGGCGACUACCUCGGUAUUGCCAAGGCUACUGUGGACGAGACAGCUAUGCAUGUAAAGCUGUGUGAGCGUGCCGGCAUCUCCAAGGCCGAACUCGAGUCGACGGAGGAGAGCCGCGCGACGAUGGCCUAUACACGCUACGUCAUGGACGUAUCGCAUGAAGGAAUUCUUCCUCUGCUCGUGUCGCUUGCCUCUUGUGCGUAUGGCUACGCGGAAGUGGGACUCUGGCUCAAGGAGCACCGCCAGCGCUCGCAGAUCUCGGCAGGGUCCAUCGACCCCAGCUUUGAAAUGUGGGUAGAAGAGUACGGCGGUGAUGAAUUCUUGGGCGCCGUUGCGAGCACCAUUUCCAUGCUCGAGCGCUGCGCUGCGCGCCUCAUGCCGUCGGCCAGCGAAGUGGACCACCUCCAGGAAAUUUGGAAUACCGCGACGCGGCUCGAGAUCGGCAUGUGGGACGAGGCCGUUGCGCACGGCGAACGCCAGUCCAAGUAG
Molecule: messenger RNA, 1842 nt
Organism: Malassezia japonica
Lineage: Eukaryota; Fungi; Basidiomycota; Malasseziomycetes; Malasseziales; Malasseziaceae
Gene: THI20
Product: trifunctional hydroxymethylpyrimidine kinase/phosphomethylpyrimidine kinase/thiaminase
Exons: 2
Coding region: 1-1842 (613 amino acids)
Biological process (GO): thiamine biosynthetic process
Cellular component (GO): cytosol
Molecular function (GO): phosphomethylpyrimidine kinase activity; hydroxymethylpyrimidine kinase activity
Source: RefSeq, a predicted model, not a curated record